CUGACAGCCGACAUAACGGAAGGAUGCGCAUCGUCCAAUAUUCUGAGAAACGUGGCUUUACACGAAACGAUAUCAGGUGCCUUUAAAUUCAAGAACUCUCAGAAAAAAUUCAUCGUUUGUUGGUCCGUCUGUCAGUUCAGCUCGUGUAAUUUUGUUGCGUUCGUGCGAUUGAAAAUGCUCCGAGGUCUCAGCAUUGUGGGUUUCGUUUCGCUCUGUGUAUGCACCCUGAGUGUGUCGGCCACUAAACUGUUUUACCCGCCAUUACCCAAAGUAUCGGAAGAAGACCAGUACAAAAAGGGGGAACAUAAUUUUGAAUACGACCAUGAAGCUUUUCUCGGCCGAGCACUAUCUUCGGAAUGGAGCAAACUACCUGCUGACGAAGUGAUGGAAAAACUUUCGUAAGUAGCUUUGUUGCUCUGUUACUCCGUCGUUUACUCAAUUAAUAAGUUUGUUUUUCCUACUGUCGGAAAAUUACACCACCAGUAUGAGGAGAACACAAAGAAUUCUCGGUACUGUAGAGCACGUUGUGAGGGGGCGCUCUCGCUAUUAGAAUAAACUUCCCUUCAAUUGUGCGUUGUAGAUUAAGGUUAUGGAAACAUUAUUUUAAGUUCAAGUUCUUUUGAUUGACUGUUGUCCCAUAGAAGAGGUUACAUUUCAUUUUAUUUAGAUGGACAAAAUCAAGUGAAUCGUCACUUUUAUAACUUCUAGAACUCCUUCAUUUUUAAAAAUGGCUAAUAUAGCCGGGAAAUGCAUUCAAAAUACAGCGAAUGUGUUUAGCUAUGAACCUAAUUUUAGCAGACUUUUGAGAAGGGAUGAUAUUCUAUCGUUUUGCUCCGCAACUUUCUGUAAUGCUUACUCACGAUGUAGAUCAAUUUUUUUCCAGUCGUUUGAUGUCAACAGCUUUGUGUGUCAAACCACAAAAUUGCCAGAGACACGGUUUGAAAAUGACGUAAAUCAAUGAUCUUAACGUCAUAACCAUUUGUGGUUCAUUUCUGACCUACUGUGAGAUUGCUUUUGAUAGACGUUACCAUGACAACUGAACAAGUCAAUAUGUCUAGGACCUAAGCCAAGCUUGAACGAUUAAGAUCAUUUGAAAAGACGCUGAACAAACGCAAAUUUUCCGCCUUCGAGACCACGCAAGCGUGUGUCUUUCAAGGAUUUAUAAUAUUGCAAUUAAUCGUGCCAAGGAUUUGAAAAGAAAUUACGAAACUCGUUGUUUUCUUUCAGCGCUAAAGACAUAAAAGUGUUCCAUUGCUCUCAAAGGAUUCUUCUCGUAACAGAAUAUUUUUCGCAUCAAAAGUUACAAAGUGGUUAAACUGGUUACCAGGACUUUUUUUCGGUCUGAGUGGUCAAAGCGAACAUUUAGAUCGAACGCUUCAUCGUGGUGACUUUUGGAACCAGCUAUGUGAUAAUGCCAUAACCUCAUCCUUAGGAAAUUUGCAUUUCAUUCCAUCUCAAUUUAUUUUCAAAAUCAUUGAUAAAAUUUUCAUCAACACUUUCCGGUAUUCUAAAGUAAAAGACGUUUUUCUUCAUCUCUCGAUAACAGGGAACUGUUCCCCAAAAUAGAUGUCGAUAGCGACAAGAAAAUCUCAAUUCCUGAGCUGUAUGGAUGGAUUGAACAGCACAUGAAAAAACAUGUGUUGCGCCAGGCUGAUCUAAAAAUGCAGGAUAUGGAUUCGAACAAGGACGGCAAGGUAUCAUGGGAAGAGUACAGGGAGACCCAGUACCCUUCGUCCACAGAAAAAGGUGAGAAAUUCUGUUCCAUACGUUCACAUUCUAACCAGUUUAAAAUUUUAUUUCCUUGAGGAAAUAUCUGUCCCUUUGGGAAGAAACAUGAAAUCCUUUUAUCGUUCAUUAAUUGGUUUGAAUUAUUGAAGUUCCUGGUGAAAAAAUAAACAAUUUGCGUCUAAACCGGACGUGUUCCGGAGGUUCCGAAUUCCACUCACAUGGAUUUGAACAAGUCUUCGUUGUAUCUAUUGAAGGCCUCAAAGAGAAAGGUCUUGGGGAAUUCAAGAUAUUAGUCUCACGUGAAAAGAAGCGAUUUGAUUUUGCUGACACAGACAACGAUAAAGUACUGUCCCGUGAAGAACUGUCUUUUCUCCUCCAUCCCGAGGAGUCCAAAAGGAUGACUUCGUACUUCAUUGAGGUAAGUGUCACGUGAUUCGUACAAAUGCUGGGGAAAACUGUCUAUUAGGUCAUGGAAUACGUCAUCGUACUCAAACAAGUUAACAUUUUCUAUUUUUUUUCGCCUUUUCAGGAAAGUUUGGACAUCUUUGACACAGACAAGGACGGAAAAAUAUCCGUUGACGAAUACCUUGGUAUGUAAAUUAACGUGUUCAUUUCGCUAUUCUCUAAGGACAUCUGCAUAUCCAUGUCAUGGAAGGUCUUCCUUAAUCUAUUUUUUUCCUGUGCAAAGGGGUGUGUUUCUCUCCAUGUUAGAUAAGGCAUAAAACAUACAAUUUGUGCGCGUUAUGUACGGCUACAUGUUUGGAAUCAAUUAGUUUUCGUAUUGCUUGGUUUUGAGCCAUAGUCUUGGAACGAACUCAGAAUCAAUUGUUCUUUUUUUAGCCUGCUGACAUCAAGAUCAUUAUGCUUAGCUAUUUCAGGUGUUUGCCUGAUAAUUUAACGAGAGGGGGAGUGGAGGGAGGGGAUAAGAUUAAACAUGGAGAGUAAAAUGAUUGCUUCUUUUUUACUGAUUUAUCACAACAGGGAAUGAAGUGAACAGGCUUUCUAAGUCAAUGCUUGAUGUGCUCAAAAAAAGUUUUAAUAAAGAACUAGACUCGAACAAGGAUGGAUUUCUUGACAGGGUACGUCUUUUCUCAAUAUGGGAGGUGCGAAUGGGUAUUUCCUGUUCUUUCAUAGAAGACGAAUCAGAUCAUUUUAUAGAGACUAGGGGGCUCGUUUGCCACAUUUUCGAGCUGGCUGAGAUAAAAAAAAAUGCAACCUCAAAAAAGCAAGAAAAUAUCAUUUGGUAACAAGAAUAGUUUAGGAUUGCAAACGACGAACUAUAAAAAAAAUAAGGCUUACUUUUUAAAGAUAUAUUAGCCUCGACGUAGUUCGCCUAGGUGAAAGGCAUGAUGGAGGGUAUUUAUCGCUUUUCUUCUUUGUAUACCUGCAGAACGAGAUUCGAGAAUGGAUCUUUCCCGGCGCGCAUGAGGAUCCUAUAUUAGUCGAGGCAAAACAUCUUAUGAAGGCAGGCGAUGACGACAAGGUAAUGAUUUGAUUGAGACCUGUCACUCUUAACAUUAUAUUGCUUCAAUAAAGAGCGUUGUUCAAUCCAUCUGAGGAAAUGAAGGUGACGUCAGCAGCUUGGCGACAGCUUGGCAGGUUCAGAUCUGCACAGCUGUUAGGAUAAGUUUUUCAGUCUUUAAAAGCUUAAAGUGUCACACUUGGAGACAAACAAACAGAAAAUGUGUAAACAGUACUUUGUCAACCUAUGAUGUUUUAUUGUCUUUAAUCUGACCUGUAUUAAAAUACAACAUUUAGCUGUUUUGUUUUGUUUGUUUUGCAGGAUACUUUCUUGACAGAAGAUGAACUUAUAAAGCACUAUGAUAUUUUUGCUGGAAGUCGAGUAACUAGCUACGGAGAUCUCCUUAAAGAUGAAUUAUGAAACAGAUUCAAUGUAGCGACCUCUUCGGAUUAUAGAUUGUAAUUUUUUUGGUUUCUCGCGAUAUUGCGCUGAUCAACUACCGCAUUAGAAUAAUACGCACUGUUGAUCUGUCACCUUGUAGAAUCAUCAUUAUCUCUAAAUAUAUAUUAUCGUAUCCUCGUUUUUCCUACAUCCUUCAUCUGUUGUUUGUCCUUUAUAUCGUGU
Messenger RNA from Pocillopora meandrina, 3814 nucleotides. The record is from the annotation of a GenBank genome assembly. Lineage: Eukaryota; Metazoa; Cnidaria; Anthozoa; Scleractinia; Pocilloporidae.